Messenger RNA from Papilio machaon (common yellow swallowtail), 1054 nucleotides. RefSeq names its product sulfotransferase 1C4. NCBI's taxonomy places the organism in Eukaryota, Metazoa, Arthropoda, Insecta, Lepidoptera, Papilionidae. The record is from RefSeq and is a predicted model, not a curated record. Gene Ontology annotation, biological process: sulfation. Gene Ontology annotation, molecular function: sulfotransferase activity. Gene Ontology annotation, cellular component: cytoplasm. The transcript has 8 exons. The coding region runs from base 34 to 1032 and encodes 332 amino acids.
UUGAAUAUUAUAUUUUCAUUUAUUACAAAUAAAAUGGCUAAAGAACAGAAAUUUCCUUUCACCAUUCAAAACGUCACCGAAGAGGAAGACGCAUUAUUGAAAAAGUACUACAAAGGUUACAUUCGUCCUUUCGUGCGGAUUGGUCCCCAUGGCUACCUCUGGCCGGCAGGCUAUGGCGACCAUGCAGCUGAUAUUUACAAUCUAGAUGUACGACCUGACGACAUUUGGGUGACCAGCUAUUCUAGAUCAGGCACUACAUGGCUUCAAGAACUUGUAUGGCUGAUCCAAAAUAAUUUAGAUUUUGAUACCGCAUCAGCAAUUCCUGUAUCCACACGUUAUGCUUUCAUUGAGUAUCCUACACUAGCAUCUGAAGUCAGAAAACCUACGCCAAACUCUAGUAUUAAAGGUCAAAGAGCCACUGAAGAAGAUUAUACAACAUUCCCAAAUUUACCUUCACCACGCUACGUGAAGUCACAUUCGCCGCUAUCACUUCUGCCACCAAACCUGCUAAAUACAGCUAAAGUGUUUCAUAUAGCCAGAGAUCCUCGAGAUGUGGUGGUCUCUUAUCACUUUAUGCACAUAAUGUUUCGUUACUUUGACCAGAGCGUCCAGUUCAAAGAAUUUUGGAAUUUAUUCAAGAAAAACUUAAUUCUACACGCGCCAUUGGAGGAACAAGUGAGGGAAGCAUUCGAACAGCGUGAUCAUCCCAACAUGAUGUUCCUUUUGUACGAAGAAAUGAAAAAAGAUCUACCAGAUGUUAUUAACAGAGUUUGCACAUUCCUGGGCAAAGAAUAUACAAAAGAACAAAAAGACAAACUAAAUGACUAUCUACAGUUCGAUAAUAUGAAAAAUAAAUCUCCGUUUGUAUCAUCUGAAGACGAGAAAAAAGAUUCUGAGCUAAAAUUUAUGCGCAAAGGAAAAUCAGGCGGCUGGGUUCAAUAUUUCGAUGAUCAGAUGAAGAAGGAAGCUGAGGAAUAUAUGAAAAAAUAUCUCAUGUGCACGAAAUUACAAUUCCCAAAUGUGAACACUUGAUUAAAAUAAAUUUGUUUUUAUU